This is a messenger RNA of Alternaria ventricosa, 1263 nucleotides long. It is a transcript of the gene CYS3, whose product is annotated as cystathionine gamma-lyase cys3. Gene Ontology annotation, molecular function: pyridoxal phosphate binding; cystathionine gamma-lyase activity. Lineage: Eukaryota; Fungi; Ascomycota; Dothideomycetes; Pleosporales; Pleosporaceae. Gene Ontology annotation, cellular component: cytoplasm. The coding region runs from base 1 to 1263 and encodes 420 amino acids. The record is from RefSeq and is a predicted model, not a curated record. Gene Ontology annotation, biological process: transsulfuration. The transcript is spliced from 3 exons.
AUGACGCUCCCCGACCACCCUAUCGACACCCCGCCACGCGCGCCGUCACCAGUCCACGGAUUCGGCACGCUCGCCGUGCAUGCCGGAAGCCCUCAUGACCCCGUCACCGGAGCUGUCAUCGAAGCCAUUUCUCUGUCGACAACAUUCGCGCAAACCGCCGUUGGAAAGCCCAUAGGCGAGUAUGAGUACUCGCGCUCCUCGAACCCAAACCGAGACAACUUUGAAAAGGCGGUCGCAGCCCUUGAACACGCCCGCUAUGCGCUCGCAUUCUCGUCCGGUUCCGCCACCACAGCCAACAUCCUGCAAUCGCUCGCCGCAGGCUCACACGUCGUGUCCGUCUCAGAUGUCUACGGCGGAACGCACCGCUACUUCACCAAGGUAGCCCUCACACACGAUGUCAAAGUCACCUUCAGCCCGAGCAUCGAGAUCGACAUCGCCGAGCUUAUCCGCCCCAACACAAAGCUCAUCUGGAUUGAGUCGCCGUCGAACCCUACGCUGACACUGGUGGACAUCCGCAAGAUCUCCACGAUUGCGCAUCAACAUGGCAUCAUGGUGGUUGUCGACAACACCUUCAUGAGCCCGUAUGUCCAGAACCCGCUGGACCACGGCGCGGAUAUCGUGGUGCACUCCGUCACAAAGUACAUCAACGGCCACUCUGACGUCGUCAUGGGCGCUGCGGCCUUCAACUCCGAUGAGCUAUACGAGCGUCUGUCUUUCCUCCAGAACGCCAUUGGUGCCGUUCCCUCGGCCUUCGACUGCUGGCUCGCACACCGCGGUCUCAAGACGCUGCAUCUCCGCGCCAGGGAAGCGACCAAGAACGCUACGGGCGUCGCGAAGGCUCUCGAGGCCUCGUCACACGUCGUUUCCGUCAACUACCCCGGUCUCCCCUCCCACCCACAACACCAUAUUGCGCUGAAGCAGCACCGUGACGGAAUGGGUGGCGGCAUGCUUUCCUUCCGUAUUCAGGGCGGUCACGCAGCUGCAGAGCGCUUCUGUCAAGCGACCAAGAUCUUCACACUGGCUGAGUCGCUGGGUGGAGUCGAGUCGCUCGUCGAGGUACCCAGCGCCAUGACGCACGGCGGUAUCCCCAAGGAGCAGCGCGAGGCGGCGGGUGUCUUCGACGAUCUCGUCCGCAUCAGCUGUGGUGUUGAGGAUGAGGCGGAUCUUGUUGCUGAUGUCAAACGUGCGCUUGAGGAGGCGGUUGUUGGUCCUAAGAUCACGAACGGAAAGGCUUCCAACAACGCUGCGCCGGCUGCUCAGUAG